AUGGCAAGGCUCACUGAUGAUACCGACUACGAUGCCGGCGAAACGUUUGAUAAUGUACCAAGUUCACUUUCUGAAGCUGGGACUCAUGACAACUACUAUGGCAGACGACUUCAGACUAGGUGCGUUCUACUAAGUCGCUCUGACAACAAGACCAAGUUGCGACAACGAGGUCAAACUACUUCUAUAAAUCGAAAGGAGACUGCGACUAUACCAGAGGUCAAAACAUCCUGGUCUUCAUAUCAUCAGUUUGGGUGA
Protopolystoma xenopodis is the source of this 255-nucleotide messenger RNA. The record is from the annotation of a GenBank genome assembly. Lineage: Eukaryota; Metazoa; Platyhelminthes; Monogenea; Polystomatidea; Polystomatidae.